Messenger RNA from Cetraspora pellucida, 836 nucleotides. The record is from the annotation of a GenBank genome assembly. NCBI's taxonomy places the organism in Eukaryota, Fungi, Glomeromycota, Glomeromycetes, Diversisporales, Gigasporaceae.
AUGGUCAAAGAGUCGGAUCCUUCGACGAAUGAAAGAGAAUUGAUUCUAUCAGGAAUAAAGGAAAGCAUCCGCCUUGAUGGACGUGGAAUGGACGAUUUUAGGCCAUUAAAGAUUACUCUUGGACCAGAAUAUGGACGUUCAGAAGUUAAACUUGGUGCCACAAAAGUACUAGCUAAAGUUUCGUGUGAAGUCACUCGUCCAUUUCCUGACCGUCCAACUGAAGGAAUUCUGACUUUGAAUACAGAAUUGUCACCAAUGGCAUUCGCAGGUCUUGAAUCGGGAAGACCUUCGGAGGAAGAAGUUCUUGUGAGUAGAAUUCUCGAAAAGGCAAUAAGAAUAAAUCGCGCAGUUGAUGUUGAGGGAUUAUGCAUCGUUGCUAAUGAACUAGCAUGGUCGAUUCAUGUUGAUGUGCAUUUUCUUGAUAAUGAUGGAAAUAUAAUUGACGCUGCAUGCAUCGCUGCAAUAUCAGCGCUCUCUCAUUUUCGGAGGCCUGAUGUCACAGUUAUUGGGGAAGAUGUCACAAUACAUCCGGUUGAUCAAAGAAACCCGGUCCCAUUGAGUAUUCAUCAUACGCCAAUUUGUGUUACUUUUGCAUUUUUUGAAAAUGGUGAUUUGUGGGUGGUUGAUCCUUCCUUGAAAGAAGAGCAAAUUCGUAGAGGCGACAUGACAAUAGCAAUAAACAAUCAUAAAGAAAUUUGUGUUUUAUCAAAGGCUGGAGGAAUACCCCUCGAAAUGAGCACUAUCAUACAAUGUUCUAAGCUUGCGGCUAGUAAAGUAGAAUGGGUUAGAGAAAAAAUUCAAUCAGCAAUAGUCAAAGCUGCCGAAGCGGAAAAACG